Seminavis robusta is the source of this 303-nucleotide messenger RNA. NCBI's taxonomy places the organism in Eukaryota, Bacillariophyta, Bacillariophyceae, Naviculales, Naviculaceae. The record is from the annotation of a GenBank genome assembly.
AUGGCGCUUACGGGCGUCUUUGUCCUCCCCUUGUUCACGUCCUCGGCGGAGUUGGACAGCACGAUGACCACCAAAGUCAGCGAAGGGCUGCUCUCUCGGCACUCAAGCUUCUUUUCCAUUCUCGAUCUUGGAAUUUUGCCCAUUUGCUCCAAGUUCGUCUCAAGUCCGAAACCCCUGGUGUCGUCGGUGGAGCGACAGCCAGGCAACCCGCUUACUUUGACUCAUCGAGUCUGUGGCAGUGCAAAAUGCAUGGUGGGAUCCUCGCUCGUGUUGGUCAAGAACAGAGUCAAUGCGCCGUUUUAG